Molecule: messenger RNA, 480 nt
Organism: Psammomys obesus (fat sand rat)
Lineage: Eukaryota; Metazoa; Chordata; Mammalia; Rodentia; Muridae
Product: 60S ribosomal protein L32-like
Exons: 2
Coding region: 1-480 (159 amino acids)
Biological process (GO): translation
Cellular component (GO): cytosolic large ribosomal subunit; ribosome
Molecular function (GO): structural constituent of ribosome
Source: RefSeq, a predicted model, not a curated record
AUGGCUGCCCUUAGGCCUCUGGUGAAGCCUAAGAUCGUCAAAAAGAGGGCCAAGAAGUUCAUCAGGCACGAGACAGACCAAAAUGUCAAAGUUAAGCGAAACUGGUGGAAAUCCAGAGGUAUUGACAACAGGGAUCGGAGAAGAUUCAAGGGCCGGAUCCUGAUGUCCAACAUCGGUUACAGGAACAACAAGAAAACCAGGCACAUGCUGCCCAGCGGCUUCCGGGAGUUUCAGGUCCACAAUGUCAAGGCGCUGGAAGUGCUGCUGAUGUGCAACAAAAUCUUACGCUCUGAGAUUGCUCACAAUGUUUCCUCCAAGAACAGAAAAGCCAUCAUUGAAAGAGCAGCAGAGCUGGCCAUCAGAGUCACCAAUCCCAAUGCUAGGCUGCGCAGUGAAGAAAAUGAGCUUGUGAAAAAAUGGCAGUAUGAUAAAAGUGUGAGAGCUUUUAUCAAGUGUGUUAUCAUUUUACAUUUGGGUUAG